CGACGUCUGUACGAAUGUAAUUUCGGUAAUGAAUUUUUGCUGAAUUAUUACACAUAUACUUUUCUGACUCUUUAACUGUGGUCAUGGAUCGUGUUGUCAACGACGGCGACUGCAGCGUGAAGACUACAGUGGAAGAGAAGUUCCACGACUGGACAAUAGGCUUCACGAAGAGCCACAUUUUGCACUCCCAGUGCACCACAAAGGAGGCUUGUGCAGAUCCCGAAGGGAAAAAAUGUUUGUUGUGCUUGUACAGCAGCAUCCUGGAGCUGCCGCACAUGCCAGACAUGGUGUUCCCCAGCAGCGUGCUGUGGCUGAAGCACGCCUCGGGCCGUGGCAUCGAGUUCCGGGCGCUGGACGCCCUCCAGAGGGUCUGCAACGGCAAGCAGGGGAUAAAGAUCGCCUGCUCCGACUCGUGGAAGGAGAGCAGGGAAGAAGCCAGCAAUAUGACAGAGUUCAAACCAUUCGACUGGACCUUCACGACAGACUAUUCAGGGUCGGUGAUUGGUGGCUUUGAGCCCACACCAACAACGGAGAGAAUCGACCUUGACAAACUAAAGCAGAAAGAGAGAAUUUUGUUUUACGAGGAUUUGAUGCUGUUUGAAGAUGAACUUCAUGAUAAUGGCAUUGCAGUGUGCUCCGUCAAAAUAAGAGUUAUGCCCAGCAGUUUCUACAUCCUGCUACGAUUCUUUUUGAGGGUGGAUGACGUGCUUGUUAGAAUCAAUGACACCCGAAUAUACCAUGAAUUUGGCACGGACCAUGUGCUCCGAGAAUACACGUCGAGGGAAGCCAAGAUUGCGGACCUAAAAAUACCGAGCGUCGCCCUGACGGAGCCCAACGUAGUGGCGUCUCAUCUGCCGCUCGUCAACAGUCGUUACGAGAAGUUGUCGCUGCCGAGCCCACCUGCAGCAGUCGUCGCUGCAGACACGUGAAGUUUGAAAUGGCGUGGAAGUAUUUUCAUUUGAACACGUUCUAAGGCUGCCAUUGUUGUAAAUAUACUUUUUUUUUUGUUCAUUGUGACAGUUGUAUUUUGUUCUCAGUGCAGUACAAAUGUGUGGCUGAACAUUUUACAUUAUUAUGCAGUAACUCAGGUUUUUUUUUUUUUGCGUAACUGGAGCAUUCAACUCCAAAUUGUGAUGAAUUUAGGUUAUCAGGUAGAGCUUAUAAACAAAAACUAUGAAGAUACAAAACCUUUUAUGUUUGUUAACUGUAUUUUGCAACUGUUGGUUUAUGAAAUUAUUCCUUUGCCUCGCUGUUCAUUUAGCUGAAAGCAGGAAAAUAUAUUUAUACUUUAUAGUAGAAAACUGUUUUACGGCUACUUGUUAGUGUUUUUUUUUUUUUUUUUUUUUUAAUAAAAUGAUUUUGAGUGAAAACUGAUUGGUGUGUAAAUUACUGUAUGCUUAAACAUGUCACAUAAUGAUUUAUCUAGGUAAUUUAUUUUAGCCUAUAAUGGCAUUUAAAAUUUUGGGAGUGACACACAACAGAUUGAGGUAAACACCCUUAAAGUUGAUCCAGUACUUUGAGCUGGUUCGGAGCACACUCCAUCUGAAAAUUCAAUGAAAAUAUUCAUCAAUAGGUGUGAAGUCUACUGAAUUAAUCUUUUUUGUUGUAAGCAACUACAGUACAUACAUAUAAUAUUAAAUAACUUUUAAUAAAGAGCCUCAUAUAAAGUUGCUCAAAGUAUUAAUCUCAUAUAGGUUAUCAGCCAAACGCUAUUGCCUUUCGCCUGACCACAAUAAUGUAUCAUUUCAAAGUUUGAUCGAACAAAUAUAUAUAUUUUUUCAGGCCGGUGGUGCAGUCUAUCUUUUGUGCUGGAAUACAUUUUAUAUAUAGUAGACUUAUGAUAAUCUGGGAGGCUCAGAACUUUGGAGAUGCCGGAUUACUGAGAAUUCCGGUAAUUUUUUAAUUAUCUACGCAGAUAACAGUGAUUGCAUGUGGUCUCAGCACCGACGCCGCAAAAUAUAUUUUCCACAUUAAAAUAAUGGAAUAAAUAAUAGAUUUACAGCAAUGGAGACCAGACUUAUUUUUUAGAAAAUGUUCUCUUAAAAAAAUUUUUUUUUGCAGUUUAGUUUAGUUUUUUGUCAUUGGUAAGAAAAAUCUCUUCUCUAAUUUAAUUUUUAGUUACUAAUUAUUCUGGUUUUGUGAUUAGUGUUUGUGGGACCAAAAAUUUAGUUGUUAGUGAAUUAUGUAGUUACUAAAAUGUAAAUAAAAGAAGAGUUUACUUUUUUUUUACCAGUGACAAAACAAUCAUAAAAAAUAGCAACAAAAAAAAUUCUUUGAGGGGAGGACAUUUUCUAAAAGAUUAGUCUGGACUCCGCAUCUAUAGCUGAAUUAUUUAUUCCUUCAUCUUUAUGUGGAAAAUAGGUUUUGGGGUGUCGGCACUGAGACUACGUGCCAUCACAGUUCUUUGCACAGAUAAUUGAAAAUGUAUUAUAACUAUAUUAAUUUUUAAUCUGAUUUUAUUUAGAUACUUCAAGAUACGUAUAUUCCAUUUUAAAAAUUUUUGAAAAUAUUUUUUUUUAAUUAUUUGAUUAAAUUUUUAAUUGAGCAUUUAAAAAUGAAAAUCAAUAUGUUGUUUCCCAUCUUAUUGAUUUAGUAAUUAUACAGCAAUGUUAUUUUUUACAGUAGGUGGACUUAAUUAUUUUGCUUCGUGGAAGUCUUAAUUCGUAGUACAUAUACUGAACCAGUUUAUUUCAGUUUGUUUAUAACUAAAUGUCAUCUUGUGUGUAUGUUCCAUUACUAACUAAUGAUUUGCCAGAGUUGAGACUCAGAAUUGAAGAGGCGGUUGCUUCCAUUACUUCAGACUUGUUAAUCAAAGUGUGGGAAGAAUUGGACUUCAGGUUGGAUGUGUGCCGUAUAGCUGAAGGUGCACAUAUUGAACGUUUGUAAGAAAAACCGGGUUAGUUUACCUUCAAUUUGAUGUAUGAUUUGUUGUAAAUAGUCUAAAUUAAACUGUUAUAAUAUACCCUUGAAACUGUGACAUUCUUUUAUGGAUAUCCUGAAUAUUGUGCGCCAAAUAUCUCCGAGCCAGAGCGACGUCACGAGGGAGAGGAAGGGUUGCGUCCAGUGACCUUGCCUGUUGCUGGAGUGUCUGGAGCACGGCCGAGGGUGAAGUGUUUCUCCUGAGGGAGUGACAGCGCGUCCGUCUCGGACAGAAUAACAGGAGAUAUUGACUUCGCUGAUUUAUAUUUUUGACGUGACAACGUCUAAUAAAUCAAUGAACGCCGGCUGCAUGCACGAAAAAGUGUCCCGUUACGCAUAUUGUCCCGUUUCGCUCAUUGUACGCUUGCGCCGCAUCUAUCUCUCUUCCACUCGAUUGGAACAACCAUCGAUUUGACUUUUUCGAGGCACAUUAAACUUGAAACACUCCCAUUCGUUUCCUACUUUUCCUAUCAUCGUCCUAUCCUUAACAGAAUAACACAGAUUGGAAGAAGUUAAAUAGCAAACAUGUAUAAAAGUUAUAGUUAAAAUAAUCUCUUCGUUAAAGUAAUAAACAUAUUUGAAUUAAUGAGUGCAAAUAAAAGUAAUUUUAUCAAUUAAAUUGUAGAUUUCAUUUCACUCCUUCUUUGUAUCCAUACAAGAUAGUGAUAAUUCAAUAAAAAUCACUCAAUUUUAUUCAUAAAAGUAUGCAAUCAUUUCAUCAAUGUUUUGUUAUGACGUCACGUUAAACUAUCGUCCUUAAACAGACUUUACAGACAACCAAUUUUUUUAACUUGGCUCGGUGAGUUCUACGAUGUCAUCCUUUUCCUCUGCCAACGAGUGCACUAACAUCACUACUUUCACUGUCAAUACCAUUACUUUCUUAAUUUCAGAGUUGAAAUGCACAUCUGUGUGCUUAAAAGCACAUUAACACACUUUUCAGGUCGACUGCUAAUGAACAAAAGAAUGAAACUUAGCAGCAAAUGAACAUUUUAAACUUUUGUUUAAGCUAAUACAACUACCUUCUAGUAAUAAAUACGGCAAUGCUUGAAAAAAAUUUGACGUCCAAAUACGAAAGAUCAUUUUUUCAUAUAAUAUGAGUUUGAAUUUGAAAUAUGUAAUAUAUACAUAUGACUUUGGGUAAAAAUAUUUUCUGUUCAGGAAUUUCCUUCAAGAUUUGUAUUGGAAAUUUUUCUGUAAGCAAUAAAAACUUAAGGUAGCUUGGGGGGGGGGGGGGGCAAUAGCACCCCUUGCUCCCCCCCCCUCCCCCCCUUUACCCCUGGAUCCAUGUCUGGUGUAGGCUGAGUUAAAUAGUAUGUUACAAUGGAAAGCAGUGAUGUUAUUGAGCGGAUACAUCAGUUAUCUUUUAUCAUUCUGUCAGUCAUUUUAACUUUAUCAGCAUCAAAGUCUGAUUGCGAGUAUGGAUCUCACGUUAAAGUGAAACUACAUUUUUUAAGCACUUUCUGUUGUAAUAAUAACUGAAGUUACAACAUUCUUGGUAUAAUGAGAGUAUUUUCCUGCUUUUUUCAUGUGGCAUUGGUUUAUCUUUGUUUUCAAUCUUGUAAGUACAUAUAUAAUAUCACUUAAGAUAAACAUUUUUCAUGUUACAGAUACCAUAUCCGCAGUUUUUGGCUGAUGGCUGGGAUAGCAUUGGUCAAAAAACAUUUGUAUAAAUUUGAGCAACCCAGUUUACAUAAAUAAUUACAUAUUUUUUAUGAUCAUCUUCAUUGCUUUUUAGUUUUUCUAGUUGCAUGUAAUUAACAGCUGUUUUUUUUUUCUUCUUUUGAGCAGUAGUUGUAUGUUAGCAACAAAUUUCAAUAAUCAUAAUUUACAUUAUUUUAUGCUUUUGUUAGUAUUUCUGAUUACUUUUUGACUUUAUUGUGAAUAAGUUGUUAAAAGUUUAUUUACCAAUUAAUUUAACGGUUGAUUAAGUUUGGUAUGUGUUAACAUAAUUUCCUUCUGUAUUAUUUGGUAUGGUUCUUUUAAAGCAGGCGGAUGCAAUGGUUUUUAUGGUUUUAUCAGUUACAUAAGCAUUAGGAAGAGAGAUAUAUUUUAUUUGUGGAAAAGUAGAUCACGUGAUGUGUCUUUUGGGCAAAGUCUCAAGGCAUCAUCGUCUGUUUUCACAACCGAAAAAGAGUUCUGUCAUAGGUCGUAAUUGUAAGCUGCUCUGUGAUUGGUUGUUGAUGGCAUCUCAAGUGCAGUUUUUCCAAUUGGGCAAGAAGCUGAAUUUGUAGGUUACCAUGUUAGUUGUUACUUGGACAUCAGAGAGAGUAGGCAUGUUGAGUGACAACUCGACAAUUUAACAAUUCAAUGUAGUUGAAGACGAAUUUUGUUCCUGUGGACCGGGUCGUGCCGAGGAACAUUGUUUUGGACAUAGUUUUAUUAGAAUCUUAUGACCAUAGGUGGCAACAUAAGCCUAAGGUGAAGCGCUUUGUAGUAAAUUGGUGGCCAGGUGGUUGACAGUGGUCUCAGCCAUUUGUACAGCGUGUCACAAAUGACCGCGGGACUUCAUCAACGAACCUUUAGUGAAAACUGUGCUAAAGUGAUAAACCAAUAAAUUUGAGAAGUUUUUUGUUCUGCAAGUUUUUGUUUGUUUUCUAUGUAAAUGUAACUAUGUCAUAAAAUGGUGGCCAUGUUCAGUGUUUGGUGAAAGGAAAAAUAAAUCUACAUAUUUUAUUAA
This is a messenger RNA of Bacillus rossius redtenbacheri, 5596 nucleotides long. Its product is annotated as TIP41-like protein. Lineage: Eukaryota; Metazoa; Arthropoda; Insecta; Phasmatodea; Bacillidae. Gene Ontology annotation, biological process: TOR signaling. Bases 84 to 929 code for a protein of 281 amino acids. The record is from RefSeq and is a predicted model, not a curated record. Gene Ontology annotation, cellular component: cytosol. The transcript is spliced from 6 exons.